Messenger RNA from Struthio camelus australis, 1414 nucleotides. The record is from RefSeq and is a predicted model, not a curated record. NCBI's taxonomy places the organism in Eukaryota, Metazoa, Chordata, Aves, Struthioniformes, Struthionidae.
AUGCAGCCUGAUCUGAAGGCAGGAGUGGGAAAAGACGGGGCCAGAACGGGAGGCGUUUGCAGAAAACAGCAGAAGGGUCGACGCGGUGCUCCCCUUCCGCUUGCUGCAGGGCCGCAGAAGGCGCGCUUGGUCAGAACCUCCUGUUUCUGCUUUCCGUCAAAGGAGCUUGAACAGAUGGCGAAGGAACAAGAUAAAGAAUCGGAGAAACAAGCCUUGCUCCAGGAAGUGGAAAACCAUAAAAAGCAAAUGCUCAGCAAUCAGGCGGCUUGGAGAAAGGCAAAUCUAGCGUGCAAAAUUGCUAUUGACAACUCUGAGAAAGAUCAGCUGCUUCAGGGAAGAGACUCCUUAAGACAAAGAAAGACUACAAAGGAGAGCCUGGCAGAGAGUGCAAGUAACAUCACGGAGAGUUUGAUGGGCAUUAGCAGGAUGAUGUCACAGCAAGUCCAGCAGAGUGAGGAGACUGUGCAAACCCUAGCCAAUUCUUCACGAACCAUCCUGGAAGCAAAUGAAGAAUUUAAGUCUAUGUCUGGGACAAUUCAACUGGGGAGAAAGCUAAUAACCAAGUACAACCGCAGGGAACUGACAGACAAGCUUCUCAUCUUUCUCGCCCUUGCCUUAUUCCUGGCCACUGUGCUCUAUAUUUUGAAGAAAAGACUCUUUCCAUUUUUGUAAAAUUCCAAAGCUCUUACUGAACUAUUAUGACUUAUCAGAAAGAGAUGGUGUAAUAAUGGUAGGGCUUACUGUAAAAGGGAUAUGGCAAUAGCUAGAAGAGCAUUAGAGCAGGCAUGACUUUAUGCUAUCUAAAUGGAGUAUGGGACCUGCCUAAGAGGAGCUUAAGGGAGCACAAGUCAGGGAGGAGCAGUUAGACAGAGGUGUGGAAAGAAGAAACACCCAUCUGCCUGUAAGCGUGGGGAACCGGACAAACGCCUGAUGAACUAGGUACUCAGCGGUGCCAGUCUUAACUUUCUGCCUUUCUUCCGUUUUGCCAUGAAGUGAACUUUUGUCCGUGGCUUGGACGAGAAGCUACACUGACAUGUGUAUGUAACUGUCAGGUGCUGAGAACUAGAGGAAGGAUGGGAGAGAGAAACCCAUGUACAUUCCAUUAAUAAACUAUUUAUUGUAUCCAUGUGAACUGAGUUGUGUUUAAAAAAAAUUGCAGUGGACUGAGAGCGCCUGCACAGCUUCUGGAAGUUCUGUUUAAUACUUGGAAGAGUGGGUGCUUCUGGAAUGUUUUUUCUAAGAUUGUAGCGCACUCGUAGUCUGACUCUGUUCAGGCCCGGCCUUGGAGGGCUCUGACCAACGAAAAAAUGGAAACCACCUACUUUGUUACUAUUAAUUCACGCAACAUGUUUAUGAAAAUUACACUGUUAGUCUGUUACAGCCUUUAGUCUUUUUUGGUGCUUUUUUAAUAAAA